AUGGCGGCUGUGCAAGAUGGUCAGCUCAAUCUGGAGGUCGAAAAAGACAUAAAAACAGAAAUAACAAACGAUGAUUCGGGAAAUAUCAAUGCAAACUCUUCGUCACCCGGUUCUACGUCUUCGGGCGGUAAAUCGAAAUCUCCGGCGGGAUCAGGAGAAGAUCAACAGACACUGCUCGCGGUGCUGCAAUUUCUCAAGAGGAAUAAAUUGACGGAGUCGGUCGACAUUUUGCGGCGAGAAGCGGGCUUAUCUGCAGAUGCAGAUGAUUCCCCGAUAUCCGAGUCGGCGGGAGCUGGAUCGAGUGGCGCCCCAAAUGUCGGUGCUGAUGGGGGUGAUGCCAACUCUCUCCUCAGCCGAGUGUCAAUCGCCACCCCCGCCGCACUCCAGGCCACCGCACCCCUCGCGCCACCAAAAGGUCUCGUGCGAUCAUGUUCAAAAGUCAUGCGUAUUGUUUUUAUUUGACUUGUUAGCUAGCUACCCAGCUAAGAUACCAAAUGCAUGAUUAUAACUUUCAUAUUCACAAGGGCAUGCGAUGCAAUUGAUUUGUUAUUGCCAGUUUGCUUACUGUUGAAUGAAUGAGACACUAGAGAGCUUGACAGGCAGUCCUGAAACUGCUGUUUUUGUUCCUCAUAACAGUUGCUGGUAGAUGUAUGAAAACAGUUAUUGCGAUAAGACCAUAGCCGCGGGAAGUAAAAAAACAGAUAUUAUUUUAAAACAAUAGUAAAAAAUAGUAAUAUUUUUUAUCAAAAAUAUUUUCCCACAAAAGUAGUGCACUCGGCCUUUGCUAGUAUAAGCGGACUGAUAUAGAGGUCUGUAAUGUGGGGCAAACAUUUUUCUUCCAGAAUCUCUGCUUUGGCAAAAAAGGUAGUUGUAUAAUUAAGAACAGUAUAUUGCAGAAUUCAAUAGUUGGAAUUGUAAGAGUUGUUGUCCUGUCUCUUUCUCUGUGAUAGUCAUUCUAAUUUUUUUCUAAUCAAUUAUAUCACGGCAACAGUAGUUAUCAGUGUUGUAAUCUAUACGUCUGAUCUGCCACAGUGCCACACUGCCACUAAAUGUCGAAUCAGGCUAAAGUCGUGCUUCAAAUGGCUCCACCCCCUUUUGGGGCGAUUUCAGUCAGAUUGAAAAUCGCCCAGAACUUCUGUCAUAGACUCCCAUGUAAAAUCUAUUUUUUUCAAAUUUCAGAGCCUUCAAUACAAUCUCAAUGGGUGUCUGUGGGCUUGCACUUACACGCUUUCGUCAUACGUUACGUAACCAUGAACGUAACUGAGAAAAGAGUGGAUUGUUUGAAAGAAGUUCCUUUUUGUCGGCGAACAAAUGAAGAUAAAUUGGCAACGAAACAAUUAGGACCUCCCAGACCAAAUUUAAUAAUUCAACAGGUUUCUACUAAAUGCGGAAAGUCCUACACCCGAGGAUUUUCCAAAAAUUGGUACGAACGAAAAAAAGACAUUGCCACUCACUCAACUGGAUGACGAGGGAUACAGGCUAGCUGUCCGCCGCCACAACGAUGAGGUUAGUGUUGAUAAUCACAAGUUUACUGGAUGUGGAUAUGGUGUAAUAAAGGCAGUUUAUUCAGAGGUAAAUAUAUCUGGAAUCGCGUUCACGGACCCGUUCGUCAAACUCUUAAAAAUGAACUUGGGCUGGGAAUUGCAAGGAACCUCACGAUAAGAUAUAUGCAUCAGCAUUGCGAGUCUCAUGAUUCUAUACGUAUUGCGAUUCGAUACUGUGACUUUAUUGCGCACCAUAUGUCUGUUGCAGAGGGAUCAGAAAGCCAUGAGAACGAGUUUUGAUCAGUCAUGGAAAUAAAAGUGCUGAAAACAAAUUGGCUCCCAAUGUGAAAAGAUUGAGAACAAGCUAUGAAGGAACAAUAAUGGUGUUUUGGUGCAGGUACAGCCAACUAGCGCUAAAAUAUUGCGAUAUUGUCAAUACAGUAUAUCGUAAAGUAUCACUAUGUAACUCGAUUUCUUUCACCCCAAUCCCUCAAAUUAACGGUAAAUAACUUAAUUGUUUGCCCCACAUUUAGCUAAGAUGAUUAGCUAGCCAGCUAAAAUGUUUUAGUUAGUUAGCAGUCGCAUCUACAAUAGUUUACUGUCAAUAACAUGUCUCCAAAAAUGACGUGGUGUCUCCAAUUGUGUUGACAUUUUACAAUUGCAAUGCGCAUCCAUGAGUAUCCACUUUCUGUAGCUCAGCUGGUAGAGCAUGGUGCUUGUAACGCCAAGGUAGUGGGUUCGAUCCCCGGGACCACCCAUACACAAAAAUGUAUGCACGCAUGACUGUAAGUCGCUUUGGAUAAAAGCGUCUGCUAAAUGGCAUAUUAUUAUUAUUAUUAUUAUUAUUAUUAUUAUUAUUAUUAUUAUCUGAAGAGAGCCCCGAAACAUUGUGUGCAGACAUUUUAUGCAAUAAAUGAAGUAGGUUCAAUCUAGUAGUUCUGAUCUUCUGAUUGGUCCUGAUGAGUUGGGCGAGGUCCCCUGCAGGCUACUGUCACUGUUGCAUUGGCUCUGAGUCGGGUUCUCUGUCUUCAAAUGUUCAGCCUAAGAGAGGGGAUUUUUGUGUGUGUGUGUGUGUGUGUGUGUGUGUGUGUGUUUAACAGUGAUGAUGUGUGUGUGUGUGUGUGUGUGUUUAACAGUGAUGAUGUGUGUGUGUGUGUGUUUGUGUGUGUGUGUGUGUCCUCAGAGCAAGAACUCGUGAGUUGGAAGAACUGAGAGGCCUAUGGCGUGGGUGUUGUCCUUGGCCACCUGCUGACAAGGCUGACAAGAUAGGACCCUUUUGUCCAUUGUUAUUGGAUAGGAACAGAACUUAUAACCAGCUCCUGACCUAAAUAGAUCUUAGCACAACAUUUUACUCAACAUAUCAUAUUCCAUAUUCACUAUAACAAAUAUAUUUACUACGACAUUAGCAAGAACCGCCACAUCCUCAGCCGGCUAAUCCAGUGUGUGAAGUUUUGCGGAGUGUUUGAGUUAGCUUUGCGAGGCAAAGAUGAAACUGAGGGCUCCACCAACCCUGGUAAGCCAACACUUUUGAGAUCAGUCAAUAAAUGCUUCUGGUAUUGACUUAUAUGCUGCCCCUGUCUUCAUGUUGUUGCUGGACAUAUCUUUUUUUAAAUGUGUGUAGGUCACCUAAAUCAUCAGAAAAAUUGCCCCUCCUGAGAAUUUUUUCAGGAGCCGCCACUGCUAAUGGAAUCCAGAAAGAACAAAACCCUGUCCUCAAACAUUUACAUCAAAAUGUGCAAAGUUAUGGGCAAAGACACAAAACAUCCAGAUCAAAUUAAAUAUUUUCUUGAUAAAAUAAAAUAGAAAAACCACCAUUUACCAUCCUUACAAACCAAUUAAUGUAAAUGUACAUUACUGUAUUGUACACAGGCUGGUCAUCUAGGUUUGUACCUGUAGACUUUCCAUCACCAUGAAGAAAAACAAUGAACAAUACAGUAAUUGAGUACAUUGAGACAUCAAGUGGUUGUGAUGAUGUGGCUCAGUUGGUAGAGCAUGGCGCUUGCAAUGCUAGGAUUGUGGGUUCGAUUCCCAUGGGGGGCCAGUAUGAAAAUGUAUGCACUCACUACUGUAAGUUGUUCUGGAUAAGAGUGUCACCUAAAAUGGAAAAGGAAUGAAUAGACCAUUUCAGUUUUCACAUAGAAGUAAGUUGCAUUUGUAUUUCAAGAAACUGGAAAAACAUAUUUCAAGCAAGUAUUUCUAUGUUCCACAAAUAUCAGAUUAACUGUUUUGUACAGAUAAUGAUCAGACUCAAGUUACAAAUGCAGGUAAACACUCAAAUACAUUUAGUUUAAAUGUUUUCACAAAGUUAGUGCACUGGGCCUUUACUAGUCCUGUCGGCAAAAAAGAAUCGCAGCACCCCAUCCCCAAAACGACUUCCAGUGGCUAUGGAUAAGACCAUAAGUUAUAUUACUAUUAGUUAGCUACUCUAAUAAACUCAAAAAAAUAAACGUCCUCUCACUGUCAACUGCGUUUAUUUUCAGCAAAACUUAACAUGUGUAAAUAUUUGUAUGAACAUAAGAUUCAACAACUGAGACAUAAACUGAACAAGUUCCACAGACAUGUGACUAACUUAAAUUGAAUAAUGUGUCCCUGAACAAAGGGGGGGUCAAAAUCAAAAGUAGCAGUCAAGUAUCUGGUGUGCCCACCAGCUGCAUUAAGUACUGCAGUGCAUCUCCUCCUCAUGGACUGCACCAGAUUUGCCCGUUCUUGCUGUGAGAUGUUACCCCACUCUUCCACCAAGGCACCUGCAAGUUCUCAGACAUUUCUGGGGGGAAUGGCCCUAGCCCUCACCCUCCGAUACAACAGGUCCCAGACGUGCUCAAUGGGAUUGAGAUCCGGGCUCUUCACUGGCCAUGGCAGAACGCUGACAUUCCUGUCUUGCAGAAAAUCACGCACAGAACGAGCAGUAUGGCUGGUGGCAUUGUCAUGCUGGAGGGUCAUGUCAGGAUGAGCCUGCAGGAGGGGUACCACAUGAGGGAGGAGGAUGUCUUCCCUGUAACGCACAGCGUUGAGAUUGCCUGCAAUGACAACAAGCUCAGUCCGAUGAUGCUGUGACACACCGCCCCAGACCGUGACGGACCCUCCACCUCCAAAUCGAUCCCGCUCCAGAGUACAGGCCUCAGUGUAACGCUCAUUCCUUCGACGAUAAACGCGAAUCCGACCAUCACCCCUGAUGAGACAAAACCGCGACUCGUCAGUGAAGAGCACUUUUUGCCAGUCCUGUCUGGUCCAGCGACGGUGGGUUUGUGCCCAUGGGCAACGUUGUUACCGGUGAUGUCUGAUGAAGACCUGCCUUACAACAGGCCUACAAGCCCUCAGUCCAGCCUCUCUCAGCCUAUUACGGACAGUCUGAGCACUGAUGGAGGGAUUGUGCAUUCCUGGUGUAACUCGGGCAGUUGUUGUUGCCAUCCUGUACCUGUCCCGCAGGUGUGAUGUUCGGAUGUACCGAUCCUGUGCAGGUGUUGUUACACGUGGUCUGCCACUGCGAGGACGAUCAGCUGUCCGUCCUGUCUCCCUGUAGCGCUGUCUUAGGCGUCUCACAGUACGGACAUUGCAAUUUAUUGCCCUGGCCACAUCUGCAGUCCUCAUGCCUCCUUGCAGCAUGCCUAAGGCACGUUCACGCUGAUGAGCAGGGACCCUGGGCAUCUUUCUUUUGGUGUUUUUCAGAGUCAGUAGAAAGGCCUCUUUAGUGUCCUAAGUUUUCAUAACUGUGACCUUAAUUGCCUACCGUCUGUAAGCUGUUAGUGUCUUAACGACCGUUCCACAGGUGCAUGUUCAUUAAUUGUUUAUGGUUCAUUGAACAAGCAUGGGAAUCAGUGUUUAAACCCUUUACAAUGAAGAUCUGUGAAGUUAUUUGGAUUUUUACGAAUUAUCUUUGAAAGACAGGGUCCUGAAAAAGGGACGUUUUUUUGUUGUUGUUUAUUUUCAUUCUUCUAACAACUACUUCUGUGCUUUUACAGUGGUGGCAGCAUCAGGUGGGGAAGACCAACCAGACGUCAACGUUGUCUUGUCAGCCUAUAGCCAGCAGGGAGACCCUGUCCUGUACCCACUCUAUUAUAAUGGCCUGAAGAAGUUUAUUGAGUCUGUCCUGGACUGUCACAGAGCCGAACUCUCCCAGGUCUUCUACCCACUGUUUGUCCACAUGUAUCUGGAGCUGGUCUACAACAACCACGAGAAUGAAGCUAAACAGUUUUUUGAAAAGUAAGUGUUGUGGACUGGCAGUGAUUUUGCUCCCUUGCAGCAUCCCCCAAGUUCCAAAGUGCCUGCCUGUCAAGUACAUGUCUUUAUUGAUUUUAGGUCCAACUGGUGUAUUGAUUUGUCAGGGACUUGUAUUGUUCCACAAUCAAAUGGAAAACAACCUGUUCUAUUUCUAACGGCAUAACUUAGUGAUACUGUUACACUAUGCAUGCAUUACUUAGAUGUUAGAUCCACUAACUCUUCUCCCCGCUGUCUCCCUACCUCAGGUUCAGCGGGGACCAGGAGUGUUACUAUGAGGAGGACCUCCGCAUCCUCUCCAGCAUGUCCAAGAAGGAACACAUGAAGGGAAAUGAGACCAUGCUGGACUUCAGGACCAGCAAGUUCGUCCUUCGCAUCUCCCGAGACUCCUACCAGGUAGGUAGCCUUGGUGGGCCAGCAACCGGAGGGUCGCCGGUUCGAAUCCCAGCACUGACUGGGGGAAAAACUGAAAUGUCAAGGUCUCUGUGGCAGUUGACAAUAACGUAUUGUAUGUUAUUUUACUAGCUGCUGAAGAGGCACCUGCAGGAACGUCAGAACAACCAGAUCUGGAAUAUUAUACAGGAACAUCUCUAUAUUGAUAUAUUUGACGGGAUGCCUCGGAGUAAAAGUCAGAUUGAUGCCAUGUCGGGCAGUCUGGCGGGGGAGGCCAAGAGAGAUGCCAACAAAGCCAAGGUGGGUGGGGGUAUGUGUGUGUGUGUGUAGGGGGGGGGAGUGUGUGGAUGUGUGUGUUGGUGUGAGUGAGUGAUGCUGUAUAACUGGGUUGUUUUAAAGGGAUAGUGUUAUCAAUGUAUGUGUGAGCAAGCCAGUGAGCAAUACUUUAUUUUAGAUAUGCAGUACUGUAUAUGCUGAUUGAGAGAAUUAUACUAUCUGUACUGACUACCACUCCUGGAUGUUGUUGUGCAGGUGUUCUAUGGUCUUCUGAAGGAGCCAGAGAUCGAGGUACCUCUGGAUGAUGAGGAUGAGGAGGCAGAGAACGAGGAGGGCAAACCCAAGAAGAAGAAACCUAAGAAGGACAGCAUGGGCUCCAAGAGCAAGAAACAGGAUCCCAAUGCACCUCAACAAACUAGGUACAUCACCACUGACACAUAUUUAUUAGUCAGGGGUCGUAUUCAUUAGUGCACACCCUAGUGAAACGUUUUGCUAGGGGAAAAAAAAAUGUGUGUUUCUUAUUGGACCAGUCCAGGUAGUCCCUGUUUCAGUUAGUUUUCAUUUGGUGCCUAAUGAACACGACCCAGAUUUCCUUAUGUUUCAGAGACCACAAACAACAUUUGUACUGUAUUCUGCACUAGAGUUAGCUACGAAGCUUGUUAGCAUUUGCAGUCCCUCCCCAUUGAAACAACUGUUACUGCCUGACUAUGACUUAUGAAUAAAUUGACCAUGUUACUUUUUAAUAUCCUAGAAUCCCCCUCCCCGAGCUGAAGGACUCUGACAAGCUGGAUAAGAUCAUGAACAUGAAGGAGGCCACUAAGAAGAUCCGUCUGGGCCCAGACAACCUACCCUCAAUCUGUUUCUACUCCUUCCUCAACGCUUACCAGGUCAGACAUGCUUGGAUAUGGAUUUUGAAUGUUUGAAUGACAAAACUUUAUUAGUGUUUCCAUUUAGAAAAAAACUGUUAUUUAACAUUGUGAAUAAAACUUUUAUUCACAGUAUUAUCACAAAACAGAGGUAACCUAUUUGGUCUUGACCUUUGACCUGUAGGGUCUGACAGCAGUGGACUUCACAGAUGACUCCAGUCUGAUCGCGGGGGGCUUCGCUGACUCCACCGUGAGGGUGUGGAGCGUCACACCCAGGAAACUACGCCGGGUCAAAUCUGCAGCAGGUAAAUGACAGUGGUGACCACAGAGAUAAUAUACAAUACAUCACAUGUUCAUCUAAGCACAUGUUAUAACCAAGGCUGAAAGUAGAAUUCCACAAGCCAUUUAUAAACAUUGUUGAAGUUGAGAGCUAAAGCUUGCACAUAAGUUGAUAGUAACCAUGACUUUAAAUCUGCUCCCUCCCUCUCUCUCUUCUCCCUGUAGACCUGAGUAAUAUUGAUAAAGAGUCUGAUGACGUGUUGGAGAGGAUCAUGGAUGAGAAGACGGCCAGUGAGUCUAAGAUCCUGUAUGGACACAGUGGACCAGUAUACGGCAUCAGCUUCAGCCCUGACAGGUAAGAUGUUAUAAAGUGAUAAUUGGGCGGACACUUUCCCAAACUCGUUUUAAACCUGGUCCUGGACUAUGAAGAAUGCUCAAUGGAGCAAUGUCUAAGGCAGGGGUGUCGAACUGAUUUAGCCACGGGGGCCGCAUUCGGUCUUCAAUGAGGUCUGGAGGGCCUCACUGAAAAUGUCUUAUUUCCUUGUCAUCAACAUUUUCUAAAAAAUAGAAUUUUAGUUGCUCCCUGACUGUCUAGUGAUUAUUAGCGAGCUGGACAGUCAAGAAACUACACAGUUUUGAUUUUUUGUUUGACACCCCUGUUCUAAGGGCUUUUUAGUCCAGGACUAGGCUUGAUCUGUGUCUGGGGAAACUGGACCUGGGUGUAUCAUGUAGUGUGGUGUAUUGGACUAAUGUUAAAGGAGAGGCAAGGAUCCAUAGUUUGAAUGAAUUGUUAACUUCAUAGAGAUUUCAAAACACUAGAGUGACUGUCCUUUCUUGUGUUCUUAUUUCUACGGUUAACUUCAAUUCUCCUCUAAUCAUGUAUUUUAGGAACUACCUGUUGUCCAGUUCUGAGGACGGUACGGUCAGAUUGUGGAGUCUGCAGACAUUCACCUGUCUGGUGGGGUAUAAAGGACACAACUACCCUGUCUGGGACACUCAGUUCUCACCCUAUGGGUACUACUUUAUCUCUGGGGGACAUGACAGAGUCGCUCGGUAAGAACCCCUUAUUAAUACCAUACCUAAUGCUUAUAUUAUAUAAUAUUUAAUCAAUUAAUGUUUUAAUGCAACUGAUGAAUGGCACUCUUUGGGCCUGUUUCCUGGACACAUUAAGCCUUUUCCUGGACUAAAAAGGAUGUUCAAUGGAAAUCCUCUAUUGAAAGUGCUUUCAAGGCUUAAUUUAUGUCUAGAGAAAAGCCUGAAUGUAAUUUGGUUUUGUUUACCUGAUGGAUCACAAGAAAACAGCCACUGGUCUUUUGAGGUUAUGUGUUGUCUUCUUCUGCAGUCUGUGGGCGACGGACCACUACCAGCCCCUGCGUAUGUUCGCUGGUCACCUGGCUGACAUCACGUGCACCCGCUUCCACCCCAACUCCAACUACGUGGCCACAGGUUCAGCUGACCGUACCAUCCGCCUCUGGGACGUCCUGACUGGCAACUGUGUCCGCAUCCUCACGGGUCACAAGGUACAAAGAGUUCAAGGUCACCUGGGGAUCUGUUCUCUCCCAAUAUAAUGUCUAUAGGAUGGUUUGGUGUUGUUCAAGGUCAUGUUCAGUAGGCAUCAAAUGGGAGACAACACCUUGAAAGGGAAGAACUACCUGAAUUCAUUUUAUUUCACGACCCUGAGUAACAUGUCCUUCUGUACAAAUGUAUACUGUAUGUAUAUUUUUUUUUAAAAAGUUAUGUUUGUUGCAUACUGUACACAACAUGAGAGUAAUGUGUGAUGUUACUGAACCUCCAUCUCAAUAAACUGGUUUGGUUCCCAGGGCCCCAUCCAUUCCCUGGCCUUCUCCCCCAAUGGGAAGUUCAUGGCCUCGGGAGCAACUGACAGCAGGGUUCUACUGUGGGACAUUGGUCACGGCCUGAUGGUCGGAGAGCUGAAGGGACACACUGACACCAUCUACGCCCUCAAGUUCAGCAGGGACGGAGAGAUACUAGCCUCAGGUUGGUGUCCCUUUAGUCUACUAACAAUUUAACUGGUAUACAAUAUCCUUUUCACAUUACUGAACCCUGUAUUGUGCUGGCCUGGUCAUGCAUCCACCAUACUUGAUUGAACAAUGUGAAAAGAAAAUAUCUGAGCAAGCACAGUAUGGUUUAGGAGUAAUGUAUGUUUGUAGUUUUCCCCCCUUAUAUAAUGAAAUAUUUUCCAGGCUCAAUGGAUAACACUGUUAAACUGUGGGAUACACUGAAGGCCUUUGAUGAUGUGGAGCUGGAUGAUUUCACCGCGGCAACGGGUCACAUCCAUCUACCAGAGAACUCACAGGAGCUGUUGCUAGGCACCUACAUGACCAAGUCCACCCCUGUCAUUCACUUGCACUUCACCCGCAGGAACCUACUGCUGGCUGCAGGGGCCUACAACCCAUGA
Coregonus sp. 'balchen' is the source of this 9932-nucleotide messenger RNA. Lineage: Eukaryota; Metazoa; Chordata; Actinopteri; Salmoniformes; Salmonidae. The record is from the annotation of a GenBank genome assembly.